Molecule: messenger RNA, 1858 nt
Organism: Drosophila ananassae
Lineage: Eukaryota; Metazoa; Arthropoda; Insecta; Diptera; Drosophilidae
Exons: 2
Coding region: 261-1523 (420 amino acids)
Source: RefSeq, a predicted model, not a curated record
CAGUACUUUUAAAGAUAAUAAUAUCUACAAAACCUAAUACGCAUGUCCCCUAAUCUCCAACGUUCUUCAUUGUUCGGCGUACUCAUUCAAUAAAAUGAUUAGGUAUGCAGCUACGACCUAAACAUUUGUCUUUCUGCUUGUAACCAUUAGUGGAAUAUCGACCACUUUCAGGCAUAUUUAUUCCGGCCUAACAUGGGAAUUACUUCAGUCAACUUUCCGCGUUUUCUACAACCAGAUCCCACUAUUCAAGCACAACCAACAUGCCGUCUAAGCCCGUAAAUCCCAACGAAUUUCUGCUUAUACCGAAGUGGAUAAACGAGGACUACUUUGUACCUAUUCUCGAAAAGGAUAUGGGCAACUUUGAAAAAAUUGUUAGCUUUCUGCCGAUUGCAGCCACGGCUCCUGGAGAGAAUUAUACCUCCAUUAUGGUCCGAGUUGUGAUUGUAUACCUCUCGAAAGAUGGUUCAAAGGAAGAUGUAUCUUAUAUACUGAAGACCGGACUCGACGUCAAUAAAGGUGGUGCCAUGGUCGAACAAAUUGGAAUGUUCCCCAGGGAAAAGGAGAUGUACCAGCACCACAUCCCGCUGUUCGGGAAGCUCUACAAGGAGGCAGGAAUCGAGGUAGAAUUGGCCCCAAAAUGUGUCCACAUUGAAGAAACCCCCGAAAGGAUUACAAUGGUUUUCGAGGACCUGAAGAGGAAGAACUUCCGCAACAUUGACCGGCUGAAGGGACUCGAUUUGCCACACAUGCGAUGCGUCCUACGGAAACUGGCAGAACUCCACGCUGCAUCGGCGGUUUACCGCGAAAUUAAUGGGCCCUACGAUACCAAAUAUAGCAAAAACAUGUUCAGUGAGGAAAACAGGGAACUAUUGACAAAAGUAAGGGAAUUCCGAGAACCGCAGUAUCAGAAGGCAAUGCUGGAAUGGGGCAUCCCCGAUAUUGAGAGAUACAUAAAGAAGUCUCCUUCAGCCACAAAAUUUAUCGAGGAGACACUAAGGCUAAAUAAAGCCGAUGAGAAAUCCUUCAACGUUCUCAACCAUGGCGAUUCCUGGUGCAACAAUAUUAUGUUCAAAUACAAGGAGAACGGCGAGGUCGACAGCACCCUCUUUGUGGACUUGCAGCUCUGUAAGUGGGGCAGUCCUGCUCAGGACCUGUGGUACGUUAUUGUGUCCUCGGCUUCGCUGGACAUCAAGGUCAAGGAGUUCGACCAUUUCAUUAAAAUCUACCAUGAACGACUAUCGGAGUGCCUAAACCUACUUAAUUAUUCCAAACCUGUGCCCACUCUGAGGGAUGUGCAUGUGAUGAUGAUCAAAGGUGGCACCUGGGGAUACGUCACUGCCAACGGGGUGAUGGUGGCCGUGCUGAUGCCCUCCGACAAGGACUCUAACAUGGACAAGAUGUUGUCUCCUGGACCCGAAUCCGAUGCCUUCAGGCACAAAACCUUUACGAACCCCCUCUAUGUCAAGGCAAUGAAACAACUACUUCCCUUCUUCGAUCAGAGGGGCGUACUUGAUUUCGACUAGUCUGGGACUCACAUUAAUGUGCAGUAUAAAGUUCCUAUGUAUUUAAAUAUAUUUUUUUUAGUAAUUUGCAAGAAUUAUUAGUUUAAAAACAGUCAUCAUGAAAUGAUAAAAUCGUGACGACCAUGUCUUAUACUGAAUACAUUCCGAUAGCAGCAGUGUGUGGAGUCUUAUUGACCGGCUAUUUAAACGCGUCGACCAAAAGAUAAGGCACCGAUUAUACGGAUCUAUUGUUUCUGGUCGCACUUUUAUUUGGUAGUCGUGUGGGUUCAAACAAAACCUGUUUUUAUUAUCAAGUCGGAACGCUCUGUUAGGGUAAAUAUAAAGUGCCCGCCAAA